GCCAAAGUUUAACACGCUCGCGCUGCCUCUUCCUACUCGCAAAGAAGAAGACAUGACGGAGUGUGAUGAUCGCAGCAACUGUACCUCAAAUAUGUAUUUGCCAAGUUGCACUUAUUAUGUAUCGGCAGCAGAUUUUUCAUCUGUCCCGUCGUUUUUACCGCAGACGUCUUCGUGUCAAGUAAAAUUCCCGUACUCUUCCAACAUAGCUCAAGUCCAACCUGUUCGAGAAGUUGCGUUCAGAGACUAUGGACUCGAUCACCCGAGCAAAUGGCAUUACAGGGGUAAUUACGCUUCUUACUAUCAAACGGACGACUUUAUGCAUCGAGAUCUAAUGCAGGCUUCGGGCAGAACGGACAUGAUAUUCAAAAAUGAUUCAAUGUACAGCCAUCACGGCGGCACAAAUCCAUCUUGUAAUUUUUUCGCAAAUACUGGUAGAAAUGGCGUUCUCCCACAAGGAUUCGAUCAGUUUUUUGAGACCAUGAACUCCAACACUGAAAAAUCUAACUCGGACUCUUCGAAAAGAAAGUCGGAAUCCACGCCACCCGGAAAUACGGAAUGUACUAAACUGUCUUCAGAUCAGGCGAAACAAGAGCCAGCUGGAUGCAUGGACGAAGACUCCUCUGUAUCAAACAGCGGCGAAGAGAAGAGCGACGGCUCAAGUUUAUUAAAGUCAAGGAAAAAGAGAUGUCCCUACACCAAAUACCAGAUCCGAGAACUUGAAAGAGAAUUUUUUUUCAACGUAUACAUAAACAAAGAAAAGAGGCUGCAGUUAUCAAGAAUGUUAAAUCUGACAGAUCGACAGGUGAAAAUAUGGUUUCAGAACCGAAGAAUGAAAGAGAAAAAACUGAACAGAGAUCGGCUCCAGUAUUUUACUGGAAACUCUUUAUUCUGACAUUCUGAACAUUGAAUUCGUGGAUCUUACCAGCAACCUCCAAAAAGGAACGCUUGUGGGUCGUGAGUGUUCGGACGUUUUAUACACCGAGCUUCCCUGCAGUUAUGCAAGCUGCCUUAACGAGCCAAGAAAAAAGACCGAAAUGACAUUAACUAUGCAAACCUCGUAGCACGAAAAACUCGUAUCACAAGAAAAAUGGACGCAAAACCGAUUUUAAAAACAGAAGAAAGUAAAUUGUUGGACAGAGUUACGGAAGUAAGGACAUCAUGACAACCUCACUGUCCAUUGUGCCUCCGUUGAGAUGUUAAUUGUCACAUUGAUGUAAUUGAUGUGUACUAUAUGUUUACUUAUUGCAUUUCACCCAGUUCAUUCGAAUGAUUGAUAUAUAAUAUUGCAUUAAGCAACGAAUGGUUUGAUUACAGUAAUCAAUGAUAUUAUCUACUACUGGAUCUAUCUACGUGCAUUUAUUUCUGAGACGCAUGUGAUGUAUUAUCUUUAUGAAUGGGAAAGUA
This is a messenger RNA of Anguilla anguilla (European eel), 1404 nucleotides long. RefSeq names its product homeobox protein Hox-D11a-like. Gene Ontology annotation, molecular function: DNA-binding transcription factor activity, RNA polymerase II-specific; RNA polymerase II cis-regulatory region sequence-specific DNA binding. Gene Ontology annotation, biological process: regulation of transcription by RNA polymerase II; anatomical structure development. Lineage: Eukaryota; Metazoa; Chordata; Actinopteri; Anguilliformes; Anguillidae. The record is from RefSeq and is a predicted model, not a curated record. The transcript has 2 exons. Gene Ontology annotation, cellular component: nucleus. The coding region runs from base 53 to 892 and encodes 279 amino acids.